Messenger RNA from Aspergillus candidus, 3194 nucleotides. RefSeq lists its product as uncharacterized. The transcript has 3 exons. Bases 464 to 2896 code for a protein of 810 amino acids. NCBI's taxonomy places the organism in Eukaryota, Fungi, Ascomycota, Eurotiomycetes, Eurotiales, Aspergillaceae. Gene Ontology annotation, molecular function: protein kinase activator activity; phosphorelay response regulator activity. The record is from RefSeq and is a predicted model, not a curated record. Gene Ontology annotation, cellular component: Mcs4 RR-MAPKKK complex. Gene Ontology annotation, biological process: osmosensory signaling via phosphorelay pathway.
UGCGAGACUAAACUGAAUUCAUACUAACUCCUUCUUCCCCUCAACCUUUUUAUCUGUGCUGUCUUUCUCUUUCUCGUGCGGGCUUUUUUUUGUCUUUUGAUCUGUCUCUCCCUUCCUAUCUUUUCGUUCCUCACCUGCCGGGUCUCUAUCUCCGCUCGUUCAUCCGCUGUUUCCUCCCCUUGUUCCUUCUCUGCGUCCUUUCUCUACACCCCUCUUGACUCUCCCUCCCUCCCUCCUUCCUUCCUAGCGCGUCAUGUCAUCGUCCUUGUCUCCGCAAUGAUCGAGUCAGUGGAUUUGUGGGCGGAGAACUACUAUAUCUCCUAUCAUCCGCACCAUCGUACCCGGUGGAGCACCCUCUUUCUUGCUUUCCUUCUUACUUAAUUCUUUCCUUCUCUCUCGGUUUUUUCUCGAUCAUUUCGACCCUAAUGCCCCUGUGGAGUGUCUAUCGUAAUAUAAUCCCACCAUGGCCCUGAACUGGACGGCAUGGAAGGCCAAGUGGCUGUUGUUGCGGCGUCGGCGAUCGGCCGUUCAGGAUCAUCUGCCACCCGAGGCCGACACCGCCAAGAAUCCGCAUCAUCACAAUCAUCCGCCGUCUUCUUCCUCCAACAACUUCUUCCUCUUCCACUCCUCCCCCUCCUCCCCCUCUCCUCCCUCCAUCGCCUCACGUCCUCGACCACAGUCCGCCUCCCCUCGUGAUCUUGACUCCGCCUCACUUCUCUCGGGUCUCUCGUCUUCCGCCGCCUCCCUCCAGACCGCCCCUGGUUCCGUCGAGGCCGAUCAUCCCUCCUCGCCCUCCUCCUCCGACCCCCGCCGUCUCCGCUACUACGGAGGCUCCUCCUCCCUUCACGACCCCCUUAAUGAUCGUCUACCCGAGGACGACUCGUCUCGACGCCCCAAGUCUCUCCCUGUUAAGGGCCUGACCCCGUCGGUCGCCGUCACCCCGCCCCCGCCGCCGCCACCACCGUCCUCCUCUGUCGAUCCUCCGGCCCGCCCGCACCGCAAACCAUCGGACUCGAUCGGUCCUGCGGCCCAGCAGCGGACCUCCCCGAAGAAAAAAGCCGCGGCGUCGUCUCCCCCCCGACUCCCCCAAUCUCGCAUCCCCCCCGUCGCCGCGCGUUCGCCCCGCCCCAGCCUCGGUGUACGUCGACAGUCUCUCCUGGCGCUGCCCAACCCGCAGCUGAUCACGAACCUGCUGGGCCCCGGCAUCGCUUUCGACACCGACAGUACCGAGAGCGCCAGUUUCGACACCGUCGCGGCGCCGGAGUCGACGAUGCCCCGCAAGGUCUGGGUCAAGCGCCCCGGGGGCUCGGCCACCUUGGUCCCCUUCGCCCCGGACGCCGUCGUCGAUGAGCUGCGGGACCAAGUCAUCCUCAAGUAUGCCAAUUCGCUGGGCAAGGCCUUUGACGCCCCGGACGUCGUCAUCCGCAUCACCCCGCGCGAUGGCAUCACCCCCGAGCGCAUUCUGAGCCCCGAGGAGCCGCUCACCAGCAUCCUGGACAACUACUACCCCGGCGGCCAGAUGGUCGAGGAGGCCCUCGUCAUCGACAUCCUCCAGCGCAACACCCCCAAACCCUCGCCGCGCCACACGGUUUACUAUCACCACGAGCCGGGGGACCAUGGCGAGUACUUUCCCAUCAUGCCCGCCAACCCCAAUGUCGCCACGCCGCCCGCCCAUCCGUCCUCGGCCACCGGCCCUGUCAACCCCCACACGGCCCCCUCCAUCUCCAUUCUCACGACAGGGAUGCCGCCUCCCCUGCCGUCCCCGGGUAGCCGCGGCAAUCGGCACAGCCGUCGACCGCCGCUCACGCGACAUGCGACAAACUCGCCUACUAUCAUCGGCCAACCCGCCAGUGCGAAAGAUACCCCAACCAGUACCGUUCCGGCCCAAUCCACGCCGCCCGUCCCGGUCCCACCGGGUCCGCCGCCGGCGGUGGAGUCGCCGCAGACCCAGACCAUGACUCCCCCGACUCGCGGAUCCUCGCCCCGCCCUCGUCCCCCGACGAAGACGAAGAAGAGCAUUCACCGGGAGUCCGUGGGCGGCGCGUUUGGCGGGCUGAUCGAGGGCACCGUGCCGCCCAUCAACGUGCUGAUCGUGGAGGACAACAUCAUCAACCAGCGGUUGCUGGAAGCUUUUAUGAAGCGGCUCAGUGUGCGGUGGAAGUGUGCCGCUAACGGAGAAGAGGCGGUGACCAAGUGGCGCCAGGGGGGGUUCCAUCUCGUCCUGAUGGACAUCCAGCUACCCGUGAUGAACGGGUUAGAUGCCACCAAGGAAAUCCGCCGACUCGAACGUUUGAAUGGCAUUGGAGUAUUCCCCAAGACGGCGUCGGGACGCUCCAGCGCGGCCAGUGCGACCACCAAGUCCCCGCAGGAGUUGGAUGGGGGGUCCUACCUGUCUCUCAAGAAGGAGGACAACCUCCAUGACCUCUCCCUCUUCAAGAGUCCUGUCAUCAUCGUGGCCUUGACGGCGAGCAGUUUGCAGAGUGACCGUCACGAGGCGUUGGCGGCGGGUUGCAAUGAUUUUUUGACUAAGCCUGUCCGGUUCGAGUGGUUACAGCAAAAGGUGACGGAAUGGGGCUGCAUGCAAGCACUGAUCGAUUUCGAAGGUUGGCGGAAAUGGCGCGGGUAUGUGGAUGACAAGCAACCUACCGUCAUCGACAGCGACGCCAGUCCAAUGCGAAUCGGCAACGACCCGUCAACAUCAUCCUCCAAUGGCGACCGGGAGCCGGAGCGGGAUCUGAAGCCAAAGUCGAAGCCGCCAGCCAGCAACGGCGUCCAAGACUCGUUGGUCGCUGGACCCGUACUAUCGGACCUCAGUCGGGAAGAUUCAGGUAGUACCAACGGGGAGACCAUGGAUAUGGCAACGAGUCCGACGACGCGUGUGGAGGAUACCGCGUAGAUUCUUUCCAUCUUUUACCUCUCUUAUGUCGACACUGUCGUUGUCUAUGUUUUGUUGUUCUUGUUUUGUUCUCUUCAGGGUAGAUGCUUGUGUCUACUAACGGAUACCCAGCAUCGCGCAUUUAUGCGUUGUGCAUUAUGCAUUAUGCAUUUAUACAACUCAUUUUUUCUUUUCUUCUUUUCUUCAUCUUGGGGAUUGUUAGGGGUGUAGGUGGUGGUGUUUGGGGGUAUAUUAUAAUAUAUCUAGUUAUAUAUUUACAUAUAGUAUAGUUAAAUAUCGUUUAGUAUCAUACUCCCUA